This is a messenger RNA of Terrapene triunguis (Three-toed box turtle), 1523 nucleotides long. Its product is annotated as deleted in malignant brain tumors 1 protein-like. The record is from RefSeq and is a predicted model, not a curated record. The transcript has 7 exons. Gene Ontology annotation, cellular component: cell surface; membrane. The annotation marks the transcript as partial. Lineage: Eukaryota; Metazoa; Chordata; Testudines; Emydidae.
UGUGAAGGUCGUGUUGAAGUCUAUUACGCUGGAUCCUGGGGGACAGUGUGUGAUGAUUCUUGGGAUCUCAAUGAUGCAAAUGUUGUGUGCCGGCAGCUUGGAUGUGGAUAUAGUGUUGCAGCAAAGACCAAUGCCUAUUAUGGUCAAGGCUCAGGAAAUAUUGUCCUGGAUAAUGUGAGUUGCAGAGGAUGGGAAUACAGUCUAUGGGACUGUCCUCAUUUAGGAUGGCUCUCUCAUAACUGUGCUCAUUCUGAAGAUGCUGGUGUCAUCUGCUCAGCUGCUGCUGGAUAUCCAGCUUCUCCAUCAACGGUUCUUCUGUGCUUGCCAGAAUACAUGCAUGCAGUUGUUAAGAGAGCCUAUCUCCUCUCACAAGGCUACAUUGCAGAGAAUGUCAGCUUGAAUGACCCUUAUUGUAAACCAAAGAUUACAACAAACGAUAUUAUAUUCAACAUUCCAUAUAAUGGCUGUGGCACAAGACGAGAGGGAAACAGCAAUACUAUCAUGUAUUCCAACUUGAUCAAAGCAACCUCUUCUGGUUACAUAGUCAAAAGGGAAAAAGAUCUUCACUUGCAUGUCAACUGCAAAAUGCUCCAAAACACAUGGAAAGAAAUCAUGUAUGUUGCUCAGGAUGUGGCUGAGGAUGUUACUGAGGUCAAUGAAACUCAGUACAGCAGAUAUGACAUGAACAUUUCGUUCUACGAAUCACCAUCUUUCUCACGGCCAGUGUAUGACUCUCCAUACUACGUUAGAUUGAACCAGAAUUUAUUCCUUCAAGCUUCAAUUCACAGCUCUGACCCAAAUCUGGCGUUGUUUUUGGACACAUGUGUGGCAUCACCUGUUCCCAGUAGUGUUACAUCCACGACCUAUGAUAUUAUCAGGAAUGGAUGUGCUAGAGAUCCUACCUACGGUACAUACUAUUCACCCUACAGCUCCACCAUACGCUUCAAAUUUAAUGCCUUCAAGUUUGUUAACCAAUAUUCAUCAGUUUACCUGCAGUUUAAAAUGGUGGUGUGCAGGGUAUAUGAUUAUUCUUCCCGAUGCUACCAGGGCUGCAUACCCAGGUCCAAAAGAGAUACCAGCUCUUACCAAGAAAAAGUGGAUGUUGUUGUUGGGCCAAUUGAGCUUUGGAAAGAAGGCACUGAGAACAGGAAUGCUGAGCUGGACUAUUCUGAACAUCAGGAAGAUGUGGAUUCCCGUGGUUCACUUACCACUACUGCUGGUCAUUCCCAGGCUCCAUUUAUUGUUACGGCUGUGGUGCUUGCAGCUGUUAUUUUCACUCUUGUUGGGUUUCUUUUGAAAAGUAAACUGAAGAGACCGAUUCCAUACGAGAUAAUUGGGGAAGGGCUGGGUGGUGGUAUGGCCCGUGAUAUACAGGAGAUCAGGUUAGAUGAACUGGUGGUUCCUUCUGGCCUUAAUUUCUAUGACUAUGAUUUGCAUAUCUACAACCAGGUGUGCAAGGAGGAAGAAGAGAUGUUCAACGAUGAUGACUGGAAGCUGAUGGACCCAGCAAAUAAAAAUGCCAG